This is a messenger RNA of Symbiodinium necroappetens, 723 nucleotides long. The record is from the annotation of a GenBank genome assembly. NCBI's taxonomy places the organism in Eukaryota, Dinophyceae, Suessiales, Symbiodiniaceae.
AUGGAUGACGAUCUCUGGACUGACAUCCUGCAAGCCUUCGAGCAAGAAGCCGGAGAGCGCCCUGCUUCGAAACCGGAGGGUUGGGAAUUGUGCCUUCUGGCUCGCGUAGCAGCAAAUCGCCUGGAAAGCACGAAGAGUGUUCGGAAGACUUUGGCCAAGAGGAUCGAACGGUUGCUCCUUGCCGCAGAGCCACGUCUGGAUGGCUGCCGCGGUGUGCUUGCGCGAGGACUGGGCAAUGCGAUCGAGCUUUCAGCACCUAUUCAGGAGGCACGCCGGCUUGUGAGCCGGAGCCUGACGUCUCGGUCACGAUCCCCUCGACGAGAGAGUUUGCGGCAGGCACAUACGCUUCUGGAGAAAGCAGGCAGUGCCUGGAAGAACCAGCCCGACGCGGUAGAAGUUGCGGCCAAUCUACUCUCAGCGGGGGAGGCGCUCUCACUUGAGGAUGGAGGCGACCCGCAAGAAUUGGCCGAGGAAGUCGCUGCGCCAGCGACUUUGGGGCCGCCGGCCUUCUUCCCCGUGGGAAACGCUGCCGGUCGCUUCGAAGCUCUGACCGAUGGACUUUGUCCAGAGGGGGAGCUCCGACUGCUCUUCAUCGGAGCGUCAGACCCAAGGCACUUGCUGAAAGCGCUGCUUCCGCUGCAUCUCAGCCUGAUGAAGUCAGUGGUAAUGUGUGCAGACAGUCUGCAAGCCAGGCCUUUCUUGUGUUUUUUUCCUACUCACUGA